GGAGGGCAUCGCGGGCUCCUCGCACGCCGUCUCCGCCAACUCCAGGGCCGCGCGCAGGGCCCGUGGGGCGGACGCGCGGGGAGCCGGGCCACGCGCCGCCGCCCACGCGCACCCCUCGGGGCCGCGACGCUUCUUUGUCCGGGGGGGCUGUUCAUGCCACCGCCCCCCGCGCUUUGCGGGCCGGGCCGCACCGAGCAGGGCUGUCUCUAGGCCUAAGGAGCUGACCCCGGCCCCUCGUUGCUGCUGGAAAAUGAACCAGUCACAAAGGAUGGCGCCUGUAGGCACGGACAAGGAGCUCAGUGACCUCCUGGACUUUAGCAUGAUGUUCCCGCUGCCUGUGACCAACGGGAAGAGCCGGCCCGCCUCCUUGGCCGGGACCCAGUUCGGAAGCUCAGGUCUCGAGGACCGGCCAAGUUCAGGCUCAUGGGGCACCAGUGAGCAAGACAGUUCCUCCUUCGACCCCGGCCGGACCUAUAGUGACGGCGCCCACUUCGGUGAGUCCCACAGCAGCCUCCCUUCUUCCACAUUCCUGGGUCCUGGGCUCGGAGGCAAGGGCAGUGAGCGGGGCGCAUACGCUGCCUUCGGGAGAGAUGCUGGGGUCAGCAGCCUGACUCAGGUGGGCUUCCUCCCCAGCGAGCUGGCCCUCAGCAGCCCAGGGCCUCUGUCCCCCUCGGGCGUCAAGGGCGGGUCCCAGUAUUAUUCCUACUCUGGGCACUCUCGGCGGAGAGCAACGGACAGCAGCCUGGACUCGCAGCCCAAGAAGGUCCGGAAGGUGCCGCCUGGCCUCCCGUCCUCAGUGUACCCCCCCAGCUCAGGGGACGACUACGGCAGGGACCCCACAGCCUACCCAUCCGCCAAGACGCCCGGCAGCUCCUACCCCGCCCCCUUCUACAUGGCAGAUGGCAGCCUCCACCCCUCCGCCGAGCUCUGGAGUGCCCCAGGCCAGGCAGGCUUUGGGCCCAUGCUGGGCGGGGGCUCGUCCCCCUUGCCCCUCCCAGCAGGCGGCGGCAGCUCUGUGGGGGGCAGUGGCGGGUUUGGCAGCCUGCAUCAGCAUGAGCGCAUGGGCUACCAGCUGCAUGGAGCAGAGGUGAACGGUGGGCUUCCAGCCGCAUCCACCUUCUCAGGCCCCACAGGCACCUACAGCAGCAUCUCCAGCCACACGCCCCCCGUUAGUGGAGCCGACAGCCUCCUGGGCUCCCGUGGGACCACAUCCAGCAGCUCCGGAGAUGCCCUUGGCAAGGCUCUGGCCUCGAUCUAUUCCCCGGAUCACUCAAGCAAUAACUUCUCCUCAAGCCCCUCCACCCCCGUGGGCUCCCCACAGGGCCUGGCAGGGACAUCGCAGUGGCCCCGACCAGGAGCCCCUGGUGCCUUAUCGCCCAGCUACGAUGGGGGUCUCCAUGGCCUGCAGAGCAAAGUGGAGGAUCACCUGGAUGAGGCCAUCCAUGUACUCCGCAGCCACGCCGUGGGCACCGCAGGCGACGCGCACGGGAUGCUACCUGGCCAUGGGGCACUGACCUCGGGCUUCACUGGCCCUGUCAUGCCACUGGGUGGGCGGCAUGCAGGCCUGGUGGGAAGCGGCCAUUCAGAGGACGGCCUGUCUGGCAGCAGUGGCCUCGUGCACAACCAUGUGGCCCUCCCUGACCUCUCCCGGCCGCCUGACUCCUAUGGCGAUCUCGGGCGCGGCACUGCCCCAGGCACCACCGACAUCAAGCGGGAAGAGCAAGAGGACGAAGAGAACGUGGCGGCUGACACUGCCGAGGAUGAGAAAAAGGACCUCAAGGCUCCGCGCACCCGGACCAGCCCAGACGAGGACGAGGACGACCUUCUCCCCCCAGAGCAGAAGGCUGAGCGGGAGAAGGAGCGCCGGGUGGCCAAUAACGCACGGGAGCGGCUGCGGGUCCGAGACAUCAAUGAGGCUUUUAAGGAGCUGGGGCGCAUGUGCCAGCUGCACCUCAACAGUGAGAAGCCCCAGACCAAACUGCUCAUCCUGCACCAGGCCGUGUCGGUCAUCCUGAACCUGGAGCAGCAGGUGCGAGAGCGUAACCUGAACCCCAAAGCGGCCUGCUUGAAGCGCCGGGAAGAGGAGAAGGUAUCGGGCGUGGUUGGAGACCCCCAGAUGGUGCUGUCGGCUGCCCACCCCGGCCUGGGCGAGGCCCACAACCCCGCCGGGCACCUGUGACGGGAAUGUCGCCCGGAUAAGUGACCCCACCUCGGUCUUACCUGAGACGGUCACGCCAGAUGCGAGAUCCCCACCCCACGUCGCCCGAGGUCAACCUCGAGCCAGCAUCGCCCUGGGCCCGGCCACCAGGUCUCCUGUCGGAUGGAUCCUGAAACUGCGUCUAGGCCCUGCCGCCCGGGCCUGGGCCUAAAGGAGCAUUUUUGUUUGUUUUUUGGCAAUAGAACCUGAAACCAAGCAAGAAAGCAAGCCAGAAAUACAUACACUUUGUCAGAAAAGAAAAACAAGAUGCCUUAAGUUAAACGUGAGGUCAAACAUGCUGCUCAUGGGAGGGAGAAGCUGUGCGGAGCCAGCAGCAAAUCGUGCCUAAGCCUAAUCGUUUUUGUUUUUGUUUUUAAGGAAAAUAAAAGGAACCUUAGUUAGGAGAUUUUUUUAUAUAUAUAUAUAACGUAGAAGGAAAUUAGAAUGUCCUUUUUUUUAAGCUUUUUUGCAUAUGUUUUGUAAGCAACAAAUUUUUUUGUAUAAAAGUCUCUUGUCGCUAUUUCUGCUGCUGUUUCUAGAAAUGAGCAUUGCAUUUCAUUAUCAACCAGAUUAUUAAAAAUUGUAUUAAAAAGACCCCAGGACUUCCCUGGUGGUCCAGUGGUUAAAAUUCCAUGCUCCCAAUUCAGGGACAUAGGUUCCAUCCCUGGUCUGGUAACUAAGAUCCCACGUGCAGUGGAGCAUGGCAAAAAAAAAUAAAGACCUCAUGUAGACCUGAGGUCUCCCAUCCUCUCUGGGAGCUGCUGGUCCUGGGGGUGGUUGCUGCCAUCUUGUUCCGGUUCUAACGUGGGGGGGGGGGGGGUGUUCUCUAAAAUAUGCUCUCUGUGAAAUGGUGGGUGGGCCUCACCCUGAUGGGGAUCUCCCUUCCCUAUCUGCUGUCCCCAUCCUCAGGAAGGGCGACACCCUGGUGGGGAAUCUCAGUGGAGACAGGGAUGAUCCCCGAUCAGAAGGUCAAGGUUCCUCCCCUGUAAGCAGCUCUGUCCCUCCCUCCCCACCCAGCCCCACACUGAGCCCCGAGCCUGUGGACCUCUCCAAGAUAGGACUUUGUGAGAACCACUAUUCCCAGGCUCAGGGCCUGCACAUCUUCACCUAUUUGGCCAGGGGACCUGAGCCCCUGCUUCGAACUCUAGCACAGAAACCCCCGCUCCCCAAGUGGUUGUCCUGAUGUGAGGGGAGGGGGUGGGGGUUGUACAGGGUCCCUGCCUAGAAAGGCCCGUGGUCUGCGUGUCUACAACCCUGGAGGGUGGGCUGCCCUCAGGCUCUAAGUGCCAGUCCCCAAGCCUCCCCAGGUACCCUUCUCACCUGUGUUUAAGGGGGCCUAUUUGACCUGAACUGCUGGGACCAUCCCAGGCUUAAACUGAAAGUCCAGGAUGGUCACUCUGUGUAUCACCUGGGCAUGGAGUCAGCCCUAGUGGGAUCUCACCUGCCCUCCCUUCUUUCCUGCACAGAGGCCUUAUGGACCCCCAAGCUGGCUGUGGGCACCCCACACCACCAGCAUCCCAGGCAUCUACCCUAAGACUCCCACCCUCAUUCCCCAAGGACUGGGGGGCCUGGCCCCCAAGACUGGAAUGCCCCUGUGACUGGGUAUCCCAUGAGAAUCUUGAGGAAACCCCAAGACCAGGAUGGGUGGGAUAUCCCAGCUUGGGGGGCCCGCCUCUGGACUCCUGGGGUUCCCCUGGGCUCUCCCCCAAGACUGAGUCACACUCCUUGGUGACCCCCCUGGUCUAUGGGUCUUAUCUCUUUGGGGAAGCUGCCUCAGUUUCCCUCUGCAGCUCCCUGAGGCCCACAGAUUUCUGAACUCUGUAUCACAUAUAUAAUUUAAGUUUUAUAUGUUAUAUAUAUAUAAAAUGAGAUUAACCCAGCCUGGGGAAAAAGCCUUGAGGGAAGGGGAAGAAUCACAGUUACAGGAAAAUUGUGCUCUGAGUGCCUCAGGAUAACUGACUUUUUUAAAAAAAAAAGAAAAAGUUUUAAGUAAAAUAAUUUUAUACAACUCAACACAGCUGGCUGGAUUCUUUGGAAUUUUUAAUAGUGAUCCUCUAAGAGUCGAUUUGGCGACCUGUCCUGUACAUAACAGCACUGUAGCAAUAAAUGACAUUUUAUGACAAUA
This is a messenger RNA of Dama dama (fallow deer), 4322 nucleotides long. It is a transcript of the gene TCF3, whose product is annotated as transcription factor 3. Gene Ontology annotation, cellular component: transcription regulator complex. Gene Ontology annotation, molecular function: DNA-binding transcription factor activity, RNA polymerase II-specific; RNA polymerase II cis-regulatory region sequence-specific DNA binding; protein dimerization activity. The coding region runs from base 251 to 2179 and encodes 642 amino acids. The transcript has 19 exons. Gene Ontology annotation, biological process: regulation of transcription by RNA polymerase II; immunoglobulin V(D)J recombination. The record is from RefSeq and is a predicted model, not a curated record. Lineage: Eukaryota; Metazoa; Chordata; Mammalia; Artiodactyla; Cervidae.